AUGAAAAAUAUCAUGAAGAUCCCAAGUGAGUAUAUAUUGAAAAGGUGGACACGAAAAGCAAAGGGUGGAUACUUUGGAGUUAUUGAUUCAAUUGCAAACAAAGGUAGUUUCGAUCCAAAAACUUGCAGCAAUAUGCGAUAUAAAGAAUUGAGUGGGUUGUCUGUUCAAUUGGUUACCAAGGCAGCGGAGAGAGAAGACACUUACAAGGUUGUUAAAGAUGGUUUGUUGAGUAUGUUUAAAAUUGUGGAUGAGAGGUUACAAGUUAAUGAACCAACUGUCCAACACUCAAUUGAAAGAGAGUUCGAAAUUGACGAAGGAAACUCUCUUGGAGUCAAAGGAAUUAAAACAAAGAAGAAAACAGUUUCAGGUAAGAGGUUAAAAGGUGCAUUAGAUAAGAUUUCAAAGAAAAGGAAAGCAGCGAGGACAACCAACCAAACUUCAACAUUUAAGCCUAUAGAAGAGCAUUAUGAAAGUAUUUCCAACAUGCCCAAUGUAGAAUGUCAACGGAUGAUCCAUCAGGUAGCUUUACCACAAGCUUCUAUUUGUGUUUUGGCUUCUCAGAUUUCAAACUGUGAUGAGAGUCUAAUUGGUGCUACGCUCCAAGACAAAGACAAGUUGGAACUGGUUACUGGAAGAAUGAAGACUUGUUGUGCAGUUCGAAGUUGGAGUGGACAUUGUGCAAUGUGUGAAGAAGAUGUGUAG
This is a messenger RNA of Zingiber officinale, 702 nucleotides long. Its product is annotated as protein FAR-RED IMPAIRED RESPONSE 1-like. NCBI's taxonomy places the organism in Eukaryota, Viridiplantae, Streptophyta, Magnoliopsida, Zingiberales, Zingiberaceae. The transcript has 4 exons. The record is from RefSeq and is a predicted model, not a curated record. The coding region runs from base 1 to 702 and encodes 233 amino acids.